Messenger RNA from Zea mays, 2400 nucleotides. RefSeq names its product probable protein phosphatase 2C 6. The coding region runs from base 713 to 2029 and encodes 438 amino acids. The record is from RefSeq and is a predicted model, not a curated record. Gene Ontology annotation, molecular function: protein serine/threonine phosphatase activity; cation binding. Gene Ontology annotation, biological process: protein dephosphorylation. NCBI's taxonomy places the organism in Eukaryota, Viridiplantae, Streptophyta, Magnoliopsida, Poales, Poaceae. The transcript has 4 exons.
AUAGCGCGGCCUCGACACCUGUCCCCCGCACGCGCGCGCGCACACACGAAAGUGCACGUAGCUUUCCUACCCUCCCUCCCUCCCUCGCUCGCUCGUCCCGCCCGUCGCCUCUCCCUCCUUUCUGCCGGUAACUCCCGGUCCCGGCUCCCGAGCCAUAGUGACAGCAAUUACCCAGUCCCAGAUCAACGUUACCCAACGGCUGCCAAAUCUCCCUCCGCUUCCCGGCUCCCCAGGUCGAGCCGUCGAGGGCGCUGCUUGCCACUGCCUUGGUCGCUACUGUACGACGCACUUUGGUGGUGGUGCCGCUACUCUGCUCCCCGAGUUCCAUCCUUCCUCACGAGGAGGGCGGGCGUUGCCGUUGCCUGCCCGUGUGCUUUGGCGAUUCGGGGGCUUGGGCUCGGAUCUGCGUGUGCCUGCCUCCGGACCCGCCCGAGGCUCGGGGCGCCUGAUUUGGGGCCGGGUUAGGCAGAUCUGGAGGGCACAUGAGAAUAAGGCGGCGGCGGAGGGGUAGCGGGAGCUAUGCGGUGCUUCUGCGAAGGACUUGAGCCGGCCUGGGAAGGUGAUCCUGGAGGAGGUUGCGGCGGCUGCAACGGCGGAGGGAAGGCUGGAGGAUGUCGUAGCGGUCGUGGCGCCGCUCGCGGCUCCGCCUGCGCCGACGUUUAGCCCCGCUGCGGCGGAGCUCACGCUGAUCGCCGCGGCGGUCGUGGGAGCCAUGGAGGGGGUCUCCGUGCCCCCGGUCAGGACGGCCUCCGCGGCGGACGACGACGCGCUGGCGCCGGAAGGGGAAGGGGGAGACGCGUCUCUGGCCGGGAGCCCGUGCUCGGUGGCCAGCGACUGCAGCAGCGUGGCCAGCGCUGACUUCGAGGGGGUCGGGAUGGGUUUCUUCGGCGCGGCAGCGGGCGCGGAGGGUGGCCUUGGCCCCAUGGUGUUCGAGGACUCGGCCGCGUCCGCGGCCACGGUCGAGGCGGAGGCCAGGGUCGCAGCUGGUGGGAGGAGUGUCUUCGCCGUGGACUGCGUGCCGCUGUGGGGCUACACCACUAUAUGCGGCCGCCGGCCGGAGAUGGAGGAUGCCGUUGCUAUAGUGCCGCGAUUCUUUGACGUGCCACUCUGGAUGCUCACCGGCAAUGCGGUGGUCGAUGGGCUCGAUCCCAUGACGUUCCGAUUACCUGCACAUUUCUUUGGUGUCUAUGACGGACAUGGUGGUGCACAGGUAGCAAAUUACUGUCGGGAACGCCUCCAUGGGGCCCUACUGGAGCAGCUGAGCAGGAUAGAGCAGACCGUGUGCGCAGCUAACUUGGGAGACAUGGAAUUCAAGAAACAGUGGGAAAAGGCCUUUGUGGAUUCUUUCGCUAGAGUGGAUGACGAUGUUGGGGGCAAGACGAUCAGGGAAGAUGGUGGCGAAGCACGCAUAAGUGACGCUGCUAUGAUGCUUGUGCCCGAACCUGUGGCACCUGAGACCGUGGGUUCAACGGCGGUCGUCGCCGUCAUCUGCUCCUCGCAUAUCAUUGUCUCCAAUUGUGGAGAUUCACGGGCGGUGCUCUGCCGUGGCAAGCAGCCCGUGCCUCUGUCGGUGGAUCAUAAACCUAACAGGGAAGAUGAGUAUGCAAGGAUUGAGGCAGAGGGUGGUAAGGUCAUACAAUGGAAUGGUUAUCGAGUUUUUGGUGUUCUUGCAAUGUCGCGAUCAAUUGGUGACAGAUAUCUGAAGCCAUGGAUAAUUCCAGUCCCGGAGGUAACAAUAGUUCCGCGGGCUAAGGAUGAUGAGUGCCUUAUUCUUGCUAGCGACGGCCUUUGGGACGUAAUCUCAAAUGAAGAGGUAUGUGAAGUUGCUCGCAAGCGGAUACUUCUGUGGCACAAAAAGAAUGGCACAAGCUCAUCAUCAGCCCCACGGGUUGGUGAUUCCGCAGACGCAGCUGCUCAAGCGGCUGCCGAAUGCUUGUCAAAGCUUGCUCUUCAGAAGGGGAGCAAAGACAACAUCACUGUCGUUGUAGUUGACCUGAAAGCACAGCGUAAGUUCAAGAGCAAAACCUAACCAUGAUGACUUAAUGGACAAUUAUAGCGACAAGUUGCUAGGAACCUAUAGAUUUGGAGAAUCCAAAUUUGGUCAGUUUAGUCGCUGCCUUAGUACAUUACUUAGCCUAGUUCUUUUUAAGCAAUUUGGGCUGCCAAAGGUUUGUAUUCCUGUAUAUGGUACAAAUUGUAAAAUCCGUGCCAGGGUUUAUGUUUCCUGACCGUGGCGACGGUCCUGUUUUCACUCUUCUUUCUUCAUUGCCCUGUAUUCUUUUUGUCUGCAUUCUUUUUUGUCAAGCUUGGCGUCCAAGUAUCUGUCAAUGUAUUUUUUUUACCAUGUAGGGUACAAAAGAAACGAAAGUGUUAUAAAGGUUUGUAUCCUACCUGCCUUAA